Megalobrama amblycephala (Wuchang bream) is the source of this 1774-nucleotide messenger RNA. Its product is annotated as polymeric immunoglobulin receptor-like. NCBI's taxonomy places the organism in Eukaryota, Metazoa, Chordata, Actinopteri, Cypriniformes, Xenocyprididae. The transcript has 12 exons. Bases 1 to 1191 code for a protein of 396 amino acids. The record is from RefSeq and is a predicted model, not a curated record.
AUGAUUCACCCUCUGAUUCUCUCUGGGAUUUUACUUUACAUCUCAGGUGCUGCUGGAGUAAAUAUAACAGUGAAAUCUGGAUCAUCUGGCAUUAUUCCAUGUGUAUAUGAAAAACAACACAAAGAAAACCGCAAAUAUUUGUGUAAGGGGACACAUUGGGAUGCUUGCCAUAUAUUGGCAUAUUCAAAUGAGAUGGGAAAAUAUUCCAUCACUGAUUAUCCAGACCAGAGUAUUUUUACAGUGCAAUGGGACAGACUGGAGACCUCGGACUCUGGAAAAUACUGGUGCGCUGUGGAGAUUAGUGACAAUAAAUCCCUACACGCUCAUUAUUAUUUGUAUCUGACGGUACAACCAGCUCCUGAUACUUCUGUGAUGAGCAGCAGUGUAUCUGGACAUGAAGGUGGUAAUGUCAGUGUCCAGUGUUUCUACAGUUCUGGAUAUCAGAAUGAACUCAAACUGUGGUGCAGAUAUAAAGAUCAGAGCUGUUACACAGUGACUGGCACAUCCCAGGAACCAUCACUCCAGAUCAGUGAUGAUGGGAGAAGCUCCUUCACUGUGCUGAUGACUGGACUGAGACUCAAUGAUUCUGGUUGGUAUUACUGCUCAGUAGGAGAUCUGCAGGUUCCUGUUCAACUCAUUGUCAAGGAACCCAAACCUCCUGAUGUGUCUGUGGUGAGCAGCAGUGUAUCUGGACAUGAAGGUGGUAAUGUCAGUGUCCAGUGUUUCUACAGUUCUGGAUAUCAGAAUCAUCCCAAACAGUGGUGCAGAUAUAAAGAUCAGAGAUGUUACACAGUGACUGACACAUCCCAGAGUUCAUCAGUCCAGAUCAGUGAUGAUGAUGGGAGAAGCUCCUUCACUGUGCUGAUGACUGGACUGAGACUCAGUGAUUCUGGAUGGUACUGGUGCUCAGUAGGAGAUCUGCAGGUUCCUGUUCAACUCAUUGUCAAUGAACCCAAACUUGCAGUGACAAACAGCCCAAUAACGACACCAUCUGACUCUGAGACAGACAUGUCCACAACACAGUCAUCUGCCAACAGAAAUCCUACAAGUCUGAAUAAAAUAGUAAACAUCGUUACGAAUACAGCAUCAACACCUGAAACACACAUAGAUGAAACCAAGCCAUCUCUAAUAGCGGCCACAGAGACUAUACUACAGAAAUGCGCAGCCAGGAUGAGCAAAACAAUUAUUUAAGGCAUGUAAAUGGACUUUUGCUUUAAAAGAUGAACACUUUCUAUGCAUUAAAAGUAAGUAUAGUUUUGCAUGAUAAAUACAAAUAUGUCUCCAUCACUCUAGGCCUGUUGGGAUUCUGCUCAUGGGUCUUGUAGCGAUGCUCGUGCUGUUGCUGCUUGUUUCUCUUGUUGUAAUAGUAACCUGGAGACUGAGAAAGAAGCCGGAGAGGGGUCACAUUAGAGAAGAAGAACAUUUCAACAGCACCAGUAAUGAAACUCCCUCUGAAAACCAGAUGACAUCCAGCAGUUCAGCAGCUGCUACUAGUUUAUCAUCAGUAGAUCCAGAGGGUGACGCCCUCUACAGCUCUGUGAAGAAACCUCGCAAGACUGCACAUUAGAGUGGAUUCUUGACCAAAUGGAGGACAAAGACGACACAUCAACACUUUAGAAAGAGUUGAAACCUUCAUGUUUCUUUUCAUGCAAGUCCAAAUUAGGCCUUCAUAAAGUGUAGGGUUACAUAAAUGCAGUUUUGCUAGUUGUAAUUAAAUUACUGUUCAUUAAAAACAUGUUAUUUUACUUUGCAUUUAUUUUUUGUUUGUUUUGUU